This is a messenger RNA of Eutrema salsugineum, 1245 nucleotides long. RefSeq names its product F-box protein At1g30790. Gene Ontology annotation, molecular function: protein binding. Lineage: Eukaryota; Viridiplantae; Streptophyta; Magnoliopsida; Brassicales; Brassicaceae. The record is from RefSeq and is a predicted model, not a curated record. The transcript has a single exon. Bases 1 to 1245 code for a protein of 414 amino acids.
AUGAAAAGCGAGGAGCAAGUACAUAACAAUAACGAUUCCAAAAACGGUCCAAGUCUCAAAGAUCCGAUACCUUUUGAUCUAACAGUGGAGAUUCUCACUAGAUUGCCCGUAAAAUCUCUUUUGAAGUUUCAAUAUGUUUCGAAGACGUGGUGUUCCAUCAUCCGAAGCAAAGAUUUCAUUAAUUCGUCGGUCUACAUGCGCUCAACGCCGCCAACAUCACGGCUUCUAAUCUCUUUCAAAAACGGUCAAUUAACCCGUAAAAAUGCUGAAAAGCGUUUGUUCUUCUUUACUUCUUCACAAGAGCAAGAUCAUGAAUCUUCUUCUUUGGUAGCAAACUUGGAAACGACAAUGGCUUCCAUGGACGCGUAUUUCCACCCACGGUGCGCUUCCGUCAAUGGUUUUAUCUGCCUUUCUCAUAAAGGUCGGUUCAUGGUAUGUAACCCUAGCACAAGACAAGUUAUAACCUUGCCCGAAAUAGCGGGUAAUGAUAUGAAGUCUGCUUAUAAAUACUUGGGAUACGAUCCGGUUAAUGAUCAAUAUAAAGCAAUGUGUAAGAUUGCUUCAAGUUCUGAGGAAGAUCAAGAGCACGUAGUUUUAACACUUGGAUGUGACAAGAAACCUUCGUGGAGACAUAUUGAAGGCGUUAACAAGAGUUAUCACCCUUUAACAAAGGGAAUAUGCAUCAAUGGGUUUGUGUAUUAUGGCGCUAUUACUCCAACACAAUAUAAGAAAAAUGAUCGAGUGAUUGUGUGUUUUGAUGUUAGAUCAGAGAGGCAAAGAUUUAUCAACCUACCUUCAACGGACAACAUACAUUGGGACUCUACUUCAACUUUGAUAGACUACAAAGGAAACUUGGCUAAUGUUAAUAUUGUCCGCUCGCGUGGUGAGACAAGUUUUAACUUUGAUUUUUGGGUAUUACGAGAUGCCAAGGAACAUGAAUGGUCGAUGAGAAGCUUUUCGUUUCGGAGAUGUUGGUGGGAUUAUUUAGGAGAAACUUCAAUAUUGUCUUUUCAAGGCACCAACAAGAUGGGAGAGAUUAUUCUCGCCCCAAAGUUUUUGCCACGUUCCGUUCGACCUUUUAACAUUCUCUACUUCAAUGUAGAAAGCAAUAUAUUUAAGGAGGUUAAAGUAGAAGGAGUUGCAGAUGAUGAAGAAUUUAGACGUCGAUAUGGAAUUGGGAACAAUGAUAAUUGCCACCUAUAUAUCUCACCGGAAGAACAUGGAGCAAAUUUUACGUUUUUAUAA